Molecule: messenger RNA, 5851 nt
Organism: Dunckerocampus dactyliophorus (ringed pipefish)
Lineage: Eukaryota; Metazoa; Chordata; Actinopteri; Syngnathiformes; Syngnathidae
Product: sodium-dependent neutral amino acid transporter B(0)AT2-like
Exons: 15
Coding region: 325-2262 (645 amino acids)
Biological process (GO): sodium ion transmembrane transport
Cellular component (GO): membrane
Source: RefSeq, a predicted model, not a curated record
GCUAGGGCCAUUAGUAAUACAACCGCAUGGGGUUAGGACAUUUUUAAGUGAAUAACGCGGUAGUUGCCUCACCCUCCUUGUAAACUGCCACCUCAUUCGACUCGUAUUGUUUCUACCAGUUUGUUUUUAUGCUGGCAGUAUAUUGCGGUAGCCGUAUAUCCACGGAGCAGACGACUUUUAGCUUGACUGUCCGAAACGGUAGCUGCACGUGCGCCUUCUUGUCAAGUGUACUAGCAGGAUACAAUAUUUUGUCGUCAAUCUUUUGACGUUUUUGCUUCAUUUUCGCUGUUUUUUCUGACACCAUUGUCAUCGUCAUCUGAAAAGAUGGAGAAGCAGCUCGCUGAAGCAGAGGUCAACCAUCAAGAUGAUCAUGACAGUGCCUCUGAGCCUUCAGCAAGAGCAGGUUGGAACAGUAAAAUCGAGUACUUUUUGGCGCAGGUGGGAUUCAGCGUCGGGCUUGGCAACGUUUGGAGGUUUCCAUAUUAUUGCCACCAGAAUGGAGGCGGAUCGUUUUUGUUGCUCUAUGUGGUGUUGAUGCUGGUCGUGGGCACUCCCUUGUUCUUCCUUGAGCUGGCAGCUGGUCAGGCUAUCCGACAGGGAAGCAUCGGAGUGUGGAAGUCCAUCUCUCCCAGGCUUGUAGGAAUCGGCUACUCCAGCUGUGUGGUGUGCUUCUUUGUGGCACUUUAUUACAACGUCAUCCUCGCAUGGAGCCUCUUCUAUCUUGGCAACUCUUUUCAGAGCCCUUUACCUUGGACAAAGUGUCCAGAGCAGGGGAAUAAUGUAACAGUUACGGAAUGUGAAGCGAGCUCCCCUACCUCGUAUUUUUGGUACCGUAAAGCGUUGGAUAUCACCGACUCCAUCAGCGAGACAGGCAGUUUCAACCCGUACAUUAUUGGCUGUCUUCUGGCGGCGUGGACCAUUGUCUGCCUGGGAAUGAUCAGGGGCAUCAAGAGCUCAGUCAAGGUGAUGUAUUUCUCCUCCAUCUUUCCCUACGUGGUACUGUUCUGCUUCCUUGUGCAAGGUUUUCUACUUGACGGGGCCUUGGAAGGGGUCACCCACAUGUUCUAUCCCAAGCUGGAGAUAUGGGCAGACAUUCAGGUGUGGCGGCAGGCAGCCACACAGGUCUUCUUUGCUCUGGGCCUGGGCUUCGGGUCCAUUAUCGCCUACUCCUCCUACAAUCCCAAGAACAACAACUGCCACCGUGAUGCUUUCACUGUCUCCUUCAUAAACUUCCUCACAUCAGUGCUGGCUACGUUGGUGGUGUUUGCUGUGCUCGGCUUUCGCGCAGCUUCGGAAUGUAUCGAGAGUAACUUGAAGCUGCUGUCAGAGCAGAUCAGAAGCGGUUCUGUGGACAUAAACAUGAUUCCAAGAUUUGACUACUCUCAGCCCCGUACUGUUACCCUGGAAGUCUACAGGACGUGGUUCAAACAACAUGGAAGCCAUAUACCUGCAAAUUUAACUGACUGCAGCCUGGAGAAGGAGAUGCAGAAGGGUGUGGAGGGAACCGGCCUCGCUUUUAUUGCCUUCACAGAGGCCAUUUCUUUGUUGCCUGGCAGCCCGUUCUGGUCAGCCCUCUUCUUCCUCAUGCUGCUCAACCUGGGCCUCAGCACCAUGUUUGGCACCAUGGAAGGCAUCCUCGCCCCACUCACCGACCGAUUCAAGACUCUGGCAAACAACAAGACUAAACUCACAAUUUUUAGCUGCGUCAUUGGAUUUUUGAUUGGCCUUCUCUUCACUCAACGCUGUGGCAACUACUUUGUCAUGAUGUUUGACGACUACUCAGCCACCUUGCCUCUCAUCAUCGUGGUGGUGUUUGAGACCUUCAGCGUGUCUUGGCUAUAUGGAGCUGAUAGAUUCCUGGAUGACAUCGAGGCAAUGCUAGGCUGGCGACCUAAUGUGAUCUACAAGUACCUGUGGAAGUACAUUUGUCUGUUGGCCAUGUUAGGACUCUUGGUGGCCACCAGCAUUCGCAUGUGCAUGGAAGCACCAACUUACCUUGCGUGGACAGAAGAGACGGCUUCUGAGACGAAGGUACCAUACCCAGGCUGGGCUCUGGCUGUCUUAGCUUUGCUCAUCAUAUUUGCCAUGUUGCCCGUCCCCCUGGGCUUGAUCUACACUCUUCUCCAGGACAGAAUGAGAAGACUGUCUGGUGAUAAAAUGCCUGGUCAGUACAGUAUUGUUAACACUGAGGACAAGUGUGAAACCCCAAUGACUGACUUGUCAGGCCUGAGCCAAUGCAACGCAGAUGGAGAUUCUUGCUAACGUCUGGGUGGUCCAUUCCCAUUACACGUUUGUACAAGUCUCGUUGAUUGUGGACUACCCAAAUGUGACUUUGCUAUUGUUAUCAAUUCACACAAAUGAUGAACUUCUCAUUCUGUUUUUUUUUAAGUCAUUUCAAAAGCCAAUGAAGCAAUAUUCUAAAUUUGAACUAUUUACAUUUUGUCAUGUCUUGACUAGACUCUACAUUUUUACAACAGUACAGGAGAAGGGACAUGCACAACAUUUACUGUAUGGCAGUGAAGACAACCGAUUCAGUGUUCUAGUCUCAUUUGCCAUCAAUUGAUUGUAAAUACACUAGAUCGGGUGUUUUCAAGGUGUGGCGCAGUGAUCCUCCCCUCGGAGAACAUAAUUCGGUUGGGGCCUCCACUACUCCCCAAAAAACUGCUAUUCUGUAUCAUAUAGUAUUUUGUGCUGUUUUCUGCUGACCCCUUUGGUCAUUGUUGGAAGUAAAAUCAAUUCAUUUUGCCUUUAAACAUACUGUAACUGUUUAAAGUUACUAAGUUAUCUUAGUAGGUUUCAAAAAUGUUUUUCCUUAUUUUCCUCAAGCUGCUGCGCCGGGAACGAGGGGAAGCACUUUUAAAACUGCUGUACAGCACUCACCAAUUCAAAUAAUAGGUGAAAACCAGUAAAAAUUCCAGUAAAAGGUGAAAACGGGCUCAUUCUCACCACCAUAGUUUUAAAUAUUUUUUGUGUAGCUGCAAUAUUCUGUUGUUAGGUUGAUAAACGUGGUUGUCAUGUUUCUCUACGGUUUGUUGUUGACCUCAAUCUAGACAACAACACAAACAGUUCUGGAAUGUAAAUAUCUUGGUGAAUGUGCGAGGUGACAAGCACGCAACAAGUUUUUUAGUUUUAAAAGUUAAGUUGAAAACAUGGACCAUUUAAAUUACUUGCUUUAAUGUGUUUUUUACAUUCAUUUAUUCAUUCGUUGUCGACUACUUACCCUCUUCAGGGUCACUGGUCCCAGCUGUUUAUUUGCAUCAGUUUUCAUAGCAUUGUGUAAAUAAAGUUCUUGUUCUUGUCUAUUUCAGGGGUUUACUGUGAAAGAUAAUGUUUGAAUGCUGCCAAUUCCAAGUGCCUUUAAAAAAAAAUAAAAAAUAAAAAAAAGACUGAUUACGUCAUGUACAGUUAGAAAAACAUUUAAGUUACGGUCUGUACAAAUGUUUUGCCAAGAAAAUGUAAUUUAAUUCCUCUGUGUAAUGUUUUUUCUAUAAAAACAUUUUUUUUUAAUUAAAAUAUUUCUUUCAGCACAUUUUUUGUGAAUUUUUUUUUUUUUUUUUUACUGACUGUACAUACAUUGUUUUUCUCUUGUAUUUAUUUUGGCAAACGCCCCGCCCUUUUAGUGCUCUUGUUUUGUUAGUGUCUCAGUGUGCUAAUCACUCUUCAAGGUCGUCUUUCAGCUUGUCAGUGCUUUGACUGUGAUACACAUUGAACACCCCUGUUUUGCAUUUCCACUUUUUUAAAAUAGUAAAAUAUAUACAACUUUUAAAGUUUUGUCCUCUUAAGGCUGUGCACACUGUGAAGUUGUGGUGCAUCAUUUUUGAUACUGUAUUAGCAUAAAACCUUAACAAGGUGUGUCAUGAGAGAAAAGCAAUGUGUUGUUCAACUGCUAAACUUGCAUAGAUGUCCUUUUCUUUACUCUCUUAUGGUUCUAGAACACCUGUGUGUGUUUGUAUGCAUGUGUGGAAGACUAGUGACUGUAUUGUACAGUGUCCCCUGUGGAAAGACUGCGUCUGGGGAGCUCAGUUGUCUUGGAUGCACGUUCUCUUGUGAAGAACAAGGAGGCAGACAGGACUGGGAACAACACCUGCUUCCACUUCAGUUGACCCUCAUGACGGACCUGUUCACUCUCCUGCUGCUGCUUCCACUGAGCAGCUCCCUGCACUCAAAGCGGGAGAUCUACACCCAUCAGGACCCGGCAAUAAUCCCUCCUCCAGUUCAACUGAGAAACCAAGACAGCACGCAUCAAAAUGCAAAAUAUGCACUUGCAGACCAAGACAAGACCAAGGUGGGCAUUUUUAUUGCUGCAGCCGCUGGGAUGUGCGCGCUGAUGGCUGCUGUGUACUGUAUCUACCACAAGCUCUACAACAAACAACCUUACAUGCAUGCCCAGCUUCACGAAGACACAGAUCCAAUGGGUCCUCCACCAGUGUUUUUCAAAGCUUCAGUGGACUCCAGUCCGGUGGCUGUGCAAAGAGCAAGCUAUGGCUCCCUUUCAGGCACGCCGUCCAUCAUCUCUGUCCCCCCCUGUGUGUCCCCUCCUCCUUCCGCCAUGCCCUUUCCUCCCUUUUUUGCCCCCGCCUCCUCUCCCUCCUCCUCACACUCCCUGAGGACCAUAUCAGCGAAAGACCUGCAGAGGAGUUGUAUCUGAAUGGGAAGUGUAGCUGCAGCUGUUCUUUCAGUGUGCACUUACAGUAGCUUUUUGCACACAAGUUUUAGAAGAAUUUUAGGCAAUUGAUACAAUUCAUAAUAACAUUUUAUCACAUAAUUUAGUUUCUUAACCUGUAAGAGAUCUUGGGGACAUUUUGUGCCAUUCAGUUUUUUUAUUUUCAAGCCAUUUUGGCUGUGUUAAUUGAAUGAAUAUUGGUGAAAUUUUCCAGAGGAUAUUUAUUUGUAAAACACCUCUGUGACUUAAUUUGCCCAAAAUGGCAACGCUAGACAAAAACAUUUGUGCCUCGCAACAUAAAACGUCCCACCUGAAAUGCCAUUUUUAAUCCCUUAUUUAGGUUGACAAACUAAUGCAAUCCUUGUGCACCAGAUGGCGCUGCCUUUUCCACCGUGGUGUAGCGAAAGACAAUAGUAGUUGUAAAAGUCUGACAUUUUUAAAGUGGACAAAAAUGACUAAUAUGAUACUUUUACAAAAGUUUUUCUUGCCCUGUACUUGUAGCGACCAUUUAAUCAUUUAUUAAUGAAUGUAAUGAAAUGUAACCUUCCUGACACCUAGUGGCCAGUGUAGUAGAAUACUACGGCAAUGGCGCAGUGAACAUUGACACACGAGUUGCUGACAGCCACAACUCACGACAGUCACUGGCACUCUCCACACUGCUAACCAAGUUAGCACUCAGCAACUCUAGCUAGCAGACAUCACACCCGUCACUUCUCAGGCCCCGCCUCUUAUAGGCGCACAUAACGUCGUAGAUAUUACGCUCCAUAUCACAUCUUCUCAAAACCUUAUAUUUGUGUUUUUGUUCAUUUAGCCAUUUUUAUGAUUGAAAAUGUUUAAUUUGGGCCAAGAAUGCGUACAAUUUGAUUAUAUAUGCAUAUGUUUUGUAUUACAGUCGGUUGUAUUCAACCACAAAACGGUGAUCAUUUCCUAAUUUUUGAAAACCCGCGAUAGAGUGAGGGUGCGAUGUUUGAACCGUGGUGUAGCGAAAGACGAUUGUAGUCCUAAAAGUCUGACAUUUUUUAAGUGGAAAAAUUACUAAUAUAUGAUACUUUUACAAAAGUUUUUCUUGUCCUGUAUUUGCAGUGACUAUUCUUUUGUAGUGACUCCUGAACUGUAGUUAUCACACAUUAACUUUAAAUGUGUUCAAGUGGAUACCACAUAUGAACUAUAGUCAUUUGUGAAGUGGUG